AUGCUCGCCCUUUUCUGCUGCUCACACCUGAUCGCACGACGGUCAAGCGGCUCUCACUCAUUUUCCCCGCACCACAGUGCUUUUCCUAUGCACUAUAUGAUCCUUCUCCGAACAUACUCAAGUACAUACGACCAUAGGGUGUGGAGAACAGGGCUUCCCGUCCGCUCAGCCGUACUUAAGCCACACGCCGGUUAUGUGGGUGAUAUGGGUACGAACUUUGGAGACUGGGUGAGAGAAGUGUGA
Molecule: messenger RNA, 243 nt
Organism: Penicillium pulvis
Lineage: Eukaryota; Fungi; Ascomycota; Eurotiomycetes; Eurotiales; Aspergillaceae
Source: RefSeq, a predicted model, not a curated record